GCUCAAAAUUCAGUCAGAGGCGAGUCGCCGACCCGAACGGGCGUAUGUGUCUACGCCAUUUUACCGCGAUCUAGCGUAUUCAAACACGAUCAACGAACGCGAUUUAUCAAAACUCGAAAAUAUUUCAGUUUCAACUUUGUUUUCAUUAAAUUAAUUCAAGUUCGCAUUUCCUUUAGUUUUUUUUUUGUGUUUUCGUGUUGUGUUUAAUUUUUAUGAAUGAUUUUUUUUUGUGCGCGAUGUAACAUAAUAUGGAUCAAGAUUAGUAAAUAGGAGUACUGAAGAUGAUAUUAUUGACAUUUUCGUUACCUUAGAUAGCUAAGAUGAUUUUGAAAAUGGGAGGGAAAUCGCCAACGGCGAAGGCGGAGAAACCGAAAGAGGAGAAGAAAGAAUCGAAGAAGAAGACAGAGAGAUGUGAUGACAGAUGUCCAGCAGAUCCGUGGACGUAUUGCGUUGUGUUAUGGUGUGCGUGCGCUAUGAGUCUAAUAUCUAGCGGAUACAACUUGUACAAGCAGCAAGGUUUGCAGGAUCGGUUGUCCUUGCUGGAGGAGCAGCAUUUAGCGUUGAGAAGUGCGGUGUUGGAGCCGCAGCAGCCACUCGUGGAAAGGUUGAGGAGAGAGGUGUUGUCGCGACCGCCGCCGGAGUACUGGAGAUCAAGGAGGAGCAUCAGGGAUUACGGAGAUUGUGGAUGUCCACCAGGUCCGCCGGGACCGCCCGGCAAGCGAGGCAAGAAGGGCAAGAAAGGAGACUCCGGAGAACCCGGACCACCGGGCUUAACCGGGGCGCCUGGCAAGAACGGAUUCCCGGGGAGCAAAGGCGAAAAAGGCGAGCGAGGUUUCAUGGGCCCCAUCGGGCUGGACGGGCCGAAAGGAGAUCCGGGUCGGCCAGGGGACAAGGGGCAGAAAGGCGAGCACGGCAGUCCAGGGUUCGAUGUCUUCUCAGCUGUCAAGGGAGUGAAAAGAUCGGUGGACAACUUUAAAAUGAGUCCGUACACGACGGCCGAGAUCAUAGCCGUGAAGGGAGAACCCGGUGAACCCGGUCCGCCAGGUCCAGCCGGCCCACAAGGGCCUGAGGGCCUACCUGGGCACGACGGCCGCACGGGGCCCCCGGGGCCAGCUGGGCCCGCGGGCGCUGCAGGGCCUAUGGGGCCCGCCGGACCUAUCGGGCCUAUUGGUCCUAUCGGCCCGGCAGGACAUAAGGGUGACAAAGGCGACAAAGGCGAGCGCGGAUUUACGACGACUCUGAAGGGCGACGCGUUCCCGACCGGCAUCAUCGAGGGCCCGCCGGGCCCGCCCGGGCCUCCCGGUAAAUCUGGCGAAGCAGGUCCGCAAGGUCCGCCCGGGCUCGACGGGGCUCCAGGCACUCCAGGUGUACAGGGCCCACCUGGAAAACCGGGCGAAUUGGGUCCAAAGGGUUCGAAAGGAGAAUACGGAGACAUGGGGUCACCAGGUAUGCUAGGCGCGCCGGGGCUGCCGGGUCCUCCGGGCUACCCGGGGCUCAAGGGCGAGAAGGGGGAUAAGGGGGACUCGAAGUACAGGAAGCUGAGAAGACGACAGAAUUUGCAGGGAGACGGCACUGGGUACGAGCUGUAUGGCCAUGAAAUUAUGAUGGGCCCCCCGGGCGCCCCGGGCCCAGCGGGCCCUCCGGGCGUGGCGGGCCCGCCCGGCAUCAAGGGCGACAAGGGCGAACCUGGCAUUCGCGGAAAAGCGGGUGAGAGAGGAGAGAAGGGAGACGCAGGACCUAUGGGGCUGCCGGGUCCUGUUGGCCUGCCGGGCGAGCAAGGCCGGCCGGGCGAAAUCGGAUCGCGGUGCCGCAUGCAGCCGAGCCGCCACAUCGCACCCACUGAGCGCGCUGCAUGUCGCCGUCCGCGAGGCGCGGUGUGGCGCCCGGCUAACGUGUGCGUUGUUCCGCAGGGCCCGCCCGGACUCGACGGCAUGAAGGGCGCGCAAGGCGAGCCUGGCUCGAAGGGCGAGCGCGGGGACCCCGGACUGCCCGGAACCGAUGGCAUACCCGGACAAGAAGGUCCUAAGGGCGACAAGGGAUACAAAGGAGAGCCCGGCCCAGUCGGCAAGCGCGGUCGCAAGGGAGACAAAGGUGACAAGGGGGAGCAGGGGGUGCCGGGGCUGGACGCGCCGUGCCCGCUCGGGCCCGACGGCCUGCCGCUGCCCGGCUGCGGCUGGAGGCCCAACAAGGACCUCGGGGCGGUGUCUGCGCGCGAGUCGGUGGUAGGGGUGGACAUGGAGGAGGAGGAGGAGGAGGAGCCGGAGGGGGAGGGGGAGGCGGGGGAAGAGUAUGACCGCGACGACGAAUUGGAGCCGCCGCGCGACUACGACGACUACAACGACAACGCGCACCACUCGCGGCACCACGACUGAACCCACUAACCACUCGCGCUAUAAACUAUACUACAUUACUUCUAUCGGAUCAAUGUUCAAUCUUUUGGUUAGGAACAUUCUCUGGGUUGUCAUUGUCAGCCAAAUUACUUUGUACAAAUGUCUGAAUUACUUAAUAGCUUAAAAAUAAAAUUAAAAGAGCUGCACACUAACUCUUGACUUUUAGAACGUGAAAUCGGGCACCCGAGGUUAUUUGGCACUACUAUUACGAUUAGGUUAUUUGCAUGACUCUUGUCUCAUAUUUCUUUUUGAUAUUCUCUAUGACUUUAUAAUAACUUCAUGUUGGAUGUGGUGGUGGUGUAACAUUACUCCUAAUACUAAUUAAGGAGGCGGUGAUGGAGUGGGUGCGCCGGAGACUGGACGUGGACAACGAUCUGCCCGUGUGAGGCUCUGCGCGCCUCGUUCACCGACUCCAUGCUGCGUGGAAUGUGCGCCCAAUUGUUUAUUUUCAAAUCAUUACUAGAUCUACUGGUAUUAGAUUGUUUAAAUAUUUGAUAUAGAAUAUGCUUAAAAUUAUAUCUAUGUUACGGACCGAGUGAUUUAUUAGAUGAGCAGCUUGAAUAAUGCCCUAAAGGAAUUAUGUUCGUUAUCUAUUUCGGCUGACAGAACAAUUAAAAUAGGUAUCACUACUACUAACUACAAAAGUUCGUGGACAGAAACAAAUUGCUGUAAACCUGGUCCGUAACAUUUAUACCAAACUUCUAAUUGGUACCCACCUGUAUUUUUAAAUUUAUUAAAUGUAAUCAUGAACUGCUAAUUAUUUGCUCUCUGACCUAUUAGAUGACGAUUCUUUUAUGUUAAUGUACUUUUGAAUCUACUAAUAAAAAAGACCUCUCAUUCGAAUAGUAUAGGAAUUAGGUACUAAAAGACUGUAUUAUAUUCCGAAAGAAGCAUUUUUUUUAAAUAACGCGUAAUAUUUGCCCGUAAACUAGUAAAAUUUGUAAUGUCCGAUUGAAUUUAUGUGCUUUAUAAUUUUUUAAACAUUUCUUGCAUUGACUAUAUUUUCAUAUUUUUAGGUUAAUUUUAAUUUGGAUAAUAAUAUACUAAUGGUAAAGUAUGUGAAAAAUUAUACAAAAUGCUUUACAUAUAACGUAUAUAAUGUAGGACUCAUGCAACUAGGAUAACAUUACCAAGGUUACAGGGAAGUUUAGCUAAUGAAUCCAAUCGUUCUCUUGUAUAUAAUGUGCUCAUGUGUUAACAAUGUACUAAGUAUCAGUACAAUGCUAAAUGUAGAGAAAACACAUCUUACCAUAUCAAUUGUAAUCAAAAGUCCACAAUAUCGUAGGUAUCGUAGCCGCCGAGCUUGUCCGGGAGAGUUGGACUACUGUGUAGUCAUUGUAAAUAUAUUGUAAAAUAGCAGUAGGACCCAACUCGAUGUUUUACUGAAUUAUUGAUUUUUAUAAGUUAUUUAUGGUAACGUUAAGUUAUUUGUGUUAACUACCAUGUUUGACGUAUAUUAUAAUAUAACAAAUCUAUUUUAAGCCAAAGUAUUGCAAAGUUAUACAUCCUUUUAAUGAAAAAAUGAUUACGACUGUAAAUAUUGUAUACAAUAUGUUAGCAGCGAGAUAUAAUCACACAAUGUAUGUUACCCGCCAGCGUGCAGUUGGUGUACAUGCUGUCUUGACAAGCUCGCCGCGUUGGAGCUCCCAUUGUCUGCUUUGGAUGAUAUGUAUUACGUAGCAACAUGUAGAUUUAUACGACAUAGAUUUUGUACUUCAACUGUAAAUAAAAUUAAAAUAUUGUUAAUUUUUCA
Plodia interpunctella (Indianmeal moth) is the source of this 4143-nucleotide messenger RNA. RefSeq lists its product as uncharacterized. The transcript has 23 exons. The record is from RefSeq and is a predicted model, not a curated record. NCBI's taxonomy places the organism in Eukaryota, Metazoa, Arthropoda, Insecta, Lepidoptera, Pyralidae. Gene Ontology annotation, molecular function: extracellular matrix structural constituent conferring tensile strength. The coding region runs from base 321 to 2372 and encodes 683 amino acids. Gene Ontology annotation, biological process: extracellular matrix organization.